This is a messenger RNA of Corylus avellana, 1571 nucleotides long. RefSeq names its product receptor-like protein 41. The record is from RefSeq and is a predicted model, not a curated record. Lineage: Eukaryota; Viridiplantae; Streptophyta; Magnoliopsida; Fagales; Betulaceae. Gene Ontology annotation, molecular function: protein binding.
UCCUCCAUUCCAGCUAACAUCAGUCGGUCAUUUCCUUCUAUUGGAUUCUUGCUUCUUUCAAGUAGUAAAAUCUAUGGGAGUAUCCCCAUAUCAAUAUGCAAUGCUACAAAUCUUAAACUACUAGAUUUAUCUAAUAAUUCCAUCAGCGGCACAAUUCCUCAAUGCUUGAUUGAGAUGAAUGAUAAACUUCAAGUGCUGGAUUUAAGGAGAAACAAGCUCAAUGGCACAAUUCCUGAUGCAUUUCCAGAUAAUUGUGGUUUACAAAUUUUAGCUCUCAAUAAAAACCAACUAGAAGGAGGGUUACCAAAAUCUUUGGCCAAUUGCUCUAAGUUGAAUGUCUUGGAUAUUGGGAACAACCACGUCGAGGGUACCUUCCCAUUUUUCUUGAAGAGCACAACCAUGUUGAAGGUUCUUGUUUUGCGAUCUAACAAAUUUUACGGGCCCAUUACUCAUCCAAAGCUUAAUGCUACAUGGCCAAUGCUUCAAAUUGUAGAUUUGGCAUCAAAUAAUUUUAUUGGUAACCUUCCAAUAAUUAUUCUUUCAUCUUUGAUGGCCAUGAUGGAUCGUGAACACGAGGUGCACUCAGAGCUUGCUUACCUCCAAAUUACUAUUAAUGGGUCUUCUUAUGAAGAUACAAUAACUGUUACCAACAAGGGUUUAGAGGUGGAGCUAGUGAAGAUCCUAACAAUCUUCACCACCCUUGACCUCUCUUGCAACAACUUUGGCGGUCCUAUACCUGAAAAAAUAGGAGAACUCAAAGCGCUUCAUAGUCUCAACUUGUCGCAUAAUGCUUUCACAGGCAAAAUUCCAUCAUCUUUGGGGAAAUUGAGUAAUCUUGAGACACUAGACCUAUCAUGCAAUGAGCUUUCUAGUAAGAUUCCUGUGCAACUUGCCGAUGGUCUUAUUUUUCUAUCUGUUCUCAACCUUUCCUUCAAUCAAUUGGUGGGACAGAUUCCAUUCAUCAAGCAAUUUGCUACAUUUUCAGAAUCUUCCUUCAAAGGAAAUGAUAGAUUAUGUGGGCUCCCUUUGAAAUCACAUUGUACUUAUGAGGAGCCACAGUUAUUGCCUCCAACACAUGAUCAAAAACAUUGGAAAUAUGGGAUUGUGAUCGAGUGGAAUUACAUAAGUGUUGAAUUUGGAUUUAUUUUUGGGAUUGGAAUUGUCAUUGGGCCUCUUGUGUUCUGGAAGAGGUGGAGGAUAUGGUAUUACAAACACGUUGACGACAUUCUUUUCAAGAUCUUCCCUCGAUUGUAUCUUCGAAUAGAAUACCGUCAAAGACGUAGAUAUCGAAAUCAAAGGCAAAGGCACUGGUCAUAGUUAUGAGUUGCAGUGGCUCCAGAUUUAUCAUGAUUACCUUUCGCUGUGUUUAAGAUAUGUUGCUCCAAGUUUACUCUGGAGGAAGUUUGCUGAUGUUUAUAAGGCCUCUACAAUGGAAGUUACGCUCAGUUGCGUGCUUUAUAUACAUUUAUGUGUGAUGCGUGCUUAAUAAUUUACAGUACAGUACUUUCCAUAGACAUGUAUGCACCUCUUUGAAUUCUAAAUAUUUUUCUUAUUUAUUGCUAUAUUUUACU